GGGCUGCAGAUGCUGCUGACCACGGCCGGAGCCUUCGCCGCCUUCUCGCUCAUGGCCAUCGCCAUCGGCACCGACUACUGGCUCUACUCCAGCGCGCACAUCUGCAACGGCACCAACCUGACCAUGGACGACGGGCCCCCACCCCGCCGCGCCCGCGGCGACCUCACCCACUCGGGGCUGUGGCGGGUGUGCUGCAUCGAAGGGAUCUACAAAGGGCACUGCUUCCGGAUCAAUCACUUCCCUGAGGACAAUGAUUAUGACCACGACAGCUCGGAAUAUCUCCUCCGCAUCGUGCGAGCCUCCAGCGUCUUCCCCAUCCUCAGCACCAUCCUGCUGCUACUCGGAGGGCUGUGCAUCGGUGCCGGCAGGAUCUACAGCCGCAAGAACAACAUCGUCCUCAGUGCCGGCAUCCUCUUUGUGGCUGCAGGCCUCAGUAACAUCAUAGGAAUCAUCGUCUACAUUUCCAGCAACACAGGCGACCCAAGUGACAAGCGAGACGAAGACAAAAAGAACCAUUACAACUACGGCUGGUCUUUUUACUUUGGAGCCCUGUCCUUUAUCGUGGCUGAGACCGUGGGCGUCCUGGCUGUAAACAUUUACAUUGAGAAAAAUAAAGAGUUGAGGUUUAAGACCAAACGGGAGUUCCUUAAGGCUUCUUCCUCUUCCCCCUACGCCAGGAUGCCAAGCUACCGGUACCGGCGACGGCGCUCGAGGUCCAGCUCCAGGUCCACCGAGGCCUCGCCAUCCAGGGACGCCUCCCCCGUGGGCCUGAAGAUCACGGGGGCCAUCCCCAUGGGCGAGCUGUCCAUGUACACGCUGUCCAGGGAGCCCCUGAAGGUGACCACCGCCGCCAGCUAUAGCCCUGACCAGGAGGCCGGCUUCCUGCAGGUGCACGACUUCUUCCCGCAGGACCUGAAGGAGAGCUUCCAUGUCAGCAUGCUCAACCGCAGGACGACCCCCGUGUGA
Molecule: messenger RNA, 966 nt
Organism: Otolemur garnettii (small-eared galago)
Lineage: Eukaryota; Metazoa; Chordata; Mammalia; Primates; Galagidae
Gene: CACNG4
Product: calcium voltage-gated channel auxiliary subunit gamma 4
Exons: 4
Biological process (GO): positive regulation of synaptic transmission, glutamatergic; neurotransmitter receptor internalization; regulation of AMPA receptor activity
Cellular component (GO): voltage-gated calcium channel complex; postsynaptic density membrane; AMPA glutamate receptor complex
Molecular function (GO): voltage-gated calcium channel activity; channel regulator activity
Source: RefSeq, a predicted model, not a curated record